CCCUCUGAGAUGGUCAUUCUGUUAGAUAAUUCGCUCAUCUCCUACUAAAUCAGUUCUUUGAUUGGGAGAUUUUGGGUUUUGUUCUGGAGCGCUCUGUGAAGAAAAAGAGUUUCUUUUAGAAAGGAAAAAGGAAAUCGAAUGAGAAUGAGUGGGAGUAAUCUUGAGACGCGAUCACUGAUUGAUGAGCUGAGGAGCUUUGACAGCGGUGGUUUCUUUGAUCUUGGCCACCCUCUUCUUAACCGCGUUGCUGAAAGCUUCAUUAAAGCUGCUGGAAUUGGGGCGGUUCAAGCUGUAUCACGCCAUGCUUAUUUCACGGCUGUGGAAAGCGCCGGUGGAGAUGUUGGUGGCAGCAUUCUUCCUGAGGUUGGUGGCUCCAAGAAGCACCAUCGCAUCCCGGACCUCAGAGGAGAAAAUAGCCAAAAGUCGGUUGAGGCACUGGUUAAGAGCACUGGGAAAGAAUCUAUGCAGUGGGGUCUGGCAGCUGGGGUGUACUCAGGUCUUACUUAUGGGUUGAAAGAAGCUAGAGGAGUUCAUGACUGGAAAAACAGUGCCCUGGCUGGGGCAAUAACUGGAGCAGCUUUGGCACUGACCACGGACGACCACUCACACGAACAGGUGGUGCAAUGCGCCAUAACGGGUGCUGCCAUAUCCACUGCAGCUAAUCUUCUUACGGGCAUAUUCUAGUCGUGCAACUCCGCCUCGAUGCGUUCCCUUUGGUUUUCCAUUUUUCUGUUUUAGUGAACAUUUUCAUGAAGUAGAAGCUGCAGGUUUCUGUGGCAGCUGAGGUUGAGCAGAGAUUCGGACGUAAAGCUUUUCCUUGUAUUUUGGAUUGUCAAUAAUGAAAUUAGUGGAGCUUAGUUGGGAAAAUUUUUGUAUAUGGGACUUAUAUAUGUUAAAAUCCACUGGAGCUGGAAUAAAAUUUGAAAUAGGAAAUUCAGUCUUUUAGCCAA
Sesamum indicum (sesame) is the source of this 950-nucleotide messenger RNA. Its product is annotated as outer envelope pore protein 16-2, chloroplastic. NCBI's taxonomy places the organism in Eukaryota, Viridiplantae, Streptophyta, Magnoliopsida, Lamiales, Pedaliaceae. Gene Ontology annotation, molecular function: amino acid transmembrane transporter activity. The record is from RefSeq and is a predicted model, not a curated record. Gene Ontology annotation, cellular component: chloroplast outer membrane.